Molecule: messenger RNA, 1155 nt
Organism: Aspergillus pseudoviridinutans
Lineage: Eukaryota; Fungi; Ascomycota; Eurotiomycetes; Eurotiales; Aspergillaceae
Product: NAD(P)-dependent alcohol dehydrogenase
Exons: 2
Coding region: 1-1155 (384 amino acids)
Biological process (GO): D-sorbitol catabolic process
Molecular function (GO): L-iditol 2-dehydrogenase (NAD+) activity; zinc ion binding
Source: RefSeq, a predicted model, not a curated record
AUGGCUACCGCAACCACAACUGUUCUUGAGAAGCCUAACAUCGGCGUCUACACAAACCCCAAGCACGAUCUGUGGAUCGCAGAAUCAACACCCACGUUGGAAGAUGUCAAGAGCGGCAACGGACUGAAGCCUGGUGAGGUUACGAUUGAGGUUCGCAGCACAGGUAUCUGCGGAUCGGAUGUACACUUCUGGCAUGCGGGUUGCAUUGGCCCAAUGAUCGUCGAGGGCGAUCACAUCCUGGGUCACGAGUCGGCUGGUCAAGUGAUUGCGGUCGCUUCCGAUGUCACAUCCCUCAAACCCGGCGAUCGUGUCGCUAUCGAGCCCAAUAUUCCUUGCCACGCCUGCGAACCCUGUCUGACUGGACGUUAUAACGGCUGCUUGAAUGUUGCCUUCCUAUCCACACCCCCCGUUGACGGACUGCUGCGACGCUAUGUCAACCACCCCGCCGUCUGGUGCCACAAGAUCGGCGACAUGAGCUUCGAGGAUGGAGCUCUGCUGGAACCCCUCAGUGUAUCUCUUGCGGCAAUUGAGCGCAGCGGACUCCGUCUAGGCGAUCCCUGCUUGAUUACGGGUGCUGGUCCCAUUGGUCUGAUCACUCUGCUCAGCGCGAAAGCGGCCGGUGCCACCCCGCUCGUCAUUACGGAUAUUGACGAGGGACGUCUGGAGUUCGCCAAGUCCCUUGUCCCCGAGGUGCGCACCUACAAGGUCCAGUUUGGUCUCUCUGCCGAGGAGCAAGCGAAUGCCAUUGUCAAUGUGUUCAACGACGGCCAAGGGUCCGGUCCGGAUGCCUUGCGACCCCGCCUGGCGCUGGAAUGCACAGGUGUAGAGAGCAGUGUGGCUUCCGCCAUCUGGAGUGUCAAGUUCGGCGGCAAGGUCUUCGUCAUCGGCGUCGGCAAGAACGAGAUGACCAUCCCGUUUAUGCGUCUCAGCACACAAGAGAUCGAUCUGCAGUACCAGUACCGCUACUGCAACACCUGGCCUCGCGCCAUUCGUUUGGUCCAGAACGGAGUGAUCAACUUGAAGCGCCUGGUUACCCACCGGUUCGCGCUGGAGGAUGCCCUCAAGGCGUUCGAGACGGCCGCGGACCCCAAGACUGGAGCAAUCAAGGUCCAGAUCAUGAGCUCGGAGGAAGACGUCAAGGCUGCUUCGGGUUAG